AUGAAUACCUCUUCUAGUUUUAACGUAAAAUCUCCUUCGGAUAUUCAUAGUCCAUAUUUAUCAAUACCGCCACCAAUUGAUUCACAUUUUCCAGCUACUACACCAACGAGUGCAACACGAUUAUCACCUCCGUCAUCUGCCAAUAAUAACAACAGUAGUGGACAACAUGAAAAUGUAUCAUUUAAUAAUAAUGGGAUUUCUUCACAAUCCCAUUCUUAUAAUCAAAGGCCUUCUCUAACACUCUCUAUCCCAUCUUUUCCAAUUAUAACGGCUUCCCCCACUGCCAUUCAUAAUCAACAUCCAUUCUCUACUCCCACAAGUAGCCGAACUAAACUUAAUUCUGAAUCAGAAGUUAAUCAUGAAUAUGUAAUGGAAGCUUUGAGACAAAAGGUGCAAAGGAAUCAGGAAAAUCCAGCAAAGAAAUUUAUGACUGUAUUGAAACCAAGAAGUGCGACUGCUCCCUCUUCUUCUUCUUCGUCACAUCGACGUCAAUCACAAAUCGCUUCACCCGUUGAUCAACCUUUGGCACGGUCUCCCAUUCCUGCAUUACCUCCAAUGAAUGUCCAUUCUCCCGUAUUAAAUCAGGAGCAAGUAGCAAAAAGCUGA
This is a messenger RNA of Diversispora eburnea, 606 nucleotides long. NCBI's taxonomy places the organism in Eukaryota, Fungi, Glomeromycota, Glomeromycetes, Diversisporales, Diversisporaceae. The record is from the annotation of a GenBank genome assembly.